Molecule: messenger RNA, 1587 nt
Organism: Colletotrichum phormii
Lineage: Eukaryota; Fungi; Ascomycota; Sordariomycetes; Glomerellales; Glomerellaceae
Exons: 1
Coding region: 1-1587 (528 amino acids)
Source: RefSeq, a predicted model, not a curated record
AUGGAGACACUCCCUCAGGAUUUAAUCGAUGACAUCGUCUCUUAUUUACUACCGCAGCAGCAAGUCAAAGCAAUACAACCUUAUGACGUGCGGGUGAGACCAAUCUCGCCCGUGGCCCCGUUAGCCACAGUCUCUCGUCGGCUACAAGCCGCCGUGGAAAGGGCAACAUUCAGAUCUCUCAAAAUUACCAGCGACGAGUUUCCAAAGUUUAUCGAGAUCCUCACUCCGGCAAGGAGAUAUCAUUUGGCCAGCUUGAUCGUUACCAUCACUCUUCCGCCUUACGACGAGGCUGCAUCCCAUAGAGCGGAAUCGCCCGAAGAACGGCUUAUCAAUGAUAAGUGCUACAGCAAUGGCAUAAAAUCAUUAUUCGAUAUUCUUCGUCGGUGGGAAGAUGAAGAUCCGGAAACAAUAGGCUAUCGCCUCGCGUUAUUCAUAAACCACCCCGAAUCACCUUCCGAUACGCCAUGGCCGACGAAGUACGUUCCAUGGGGCGAGAUGUAUCCUGAGGAGGACGGAAUUUACGAGGGCCGGUUCUUGCAUUCGUUCAUUGAACUUAGAGAGAGUCAACUACUCCCAAACCUCGAGAGAGUUAAGCAACUCGUAAUGAUGCAACAAGAAGAGAGGUAUGGACACCGUAACACCUACCCGAAGGUGCCUAUUAUCCUCGCCUCAAAGAUGCCGAAUUUGGAACGCUUCAAGCUUUUUAUGAACGACGACGAGAAGAGAUUUGAAGAACUUCGGAUUCUCAACCGAAAUGAAGCGGCACAGGCUAUCCGAGAGCUGUCAUUACCAUCACUGAGGAAAGCCGAAUUCGACUUCUUUCAGAGGAGAUAUCGAAACGAGAGGGCCAUGCCGCCAGCGUUGCAUGGGCCCGGCGUUCCAGACCCGCUGAGCUCUGCUAUCUGCGCAUUCUCACAAAAUCUUGUAGACCUGAGUGUCACCGGAGCCUUUGACGACUCACUUCUCCGGCCUACACAGGGUCUGAGUGAGACCUCAUGGCCGAAUCUCAGAUUUCUCGACGUUAACAUGCAUGCCACUUCCCCUUCAGGAACUUGGUACUUCAAAAAAGCAGACGGUAGCCCUGACCACCGGCCAUACACCCAUAGCUCCAGCACAAACAACGCCCACUCGGAUCUGCACAGCGAAGAGUUCAGCUUUGUAGAGGAGGCCGCCUACGCGCGAAUGACUCCGGUGGAGGUUUUCCGUUGCAAGCCUGACGAUGCCUAUAUAACGCCCUUCAUCGAAGCGUACGCCAACGCGCUGAAGGUGAUGCCCAAGCUCGCAUCAGCGGCUUUGAACUUCCAGCUCGAGUAUGAGACCGAGGAAGACGAGCCUAGCUGGAUGUGUAUUGCGUACUUUGCGCCCUGUCGCACGGCAUCAAAGCAUCCGCCAAAACUGCUGUGUCCGAACUGCAACCGAGGUGUCACACGUCAGCUAGUGAAGCUCUACCUUGGCUGGGAGCCGAGUGAGGCACUGGCGGCCAAGCUGCGUGCGAUUGGAGACGAGGCCCAUGAGGCGUCAAUGGUGGAAAAGACUAUGGCCCAAUUUAUGGAUCAGCAUGAGUGGGCCAAUAACGACGACUUGUGA